Molecule: messenger RNA, 681 nt
Organism: Episyrphus balteatus (marmalade hoverfly)
Lineage: Eukaryota; Metazoa; Arthropoda; Insecta; Diptera; Syrphidae
Exons: 4
Coding region: 82-666 (194 amino acids)
Source: RefSeq, a predicted model, not a curated record
AUUAUUUUAAAUCAUAAUAGCAGUGAUAUGAUGCAGUGCAAUAAAACAAGAAUUUUAAUUUCGAGUACUUUGUAAAAUAGAAUGGCAUAUUUAAUUAUUUUAUUAGUCAUAAUUUUGGAAUCUUCCUUAACUUAUUCACAAUUAGCUGUAACAACAACAAAACAACCAUCAAGUCAACAAAGUGACUAUCCCUAUUGUUUUCGUUUUACUUGGCUUGGUGAAAAAUUCGACAAAGAUAGUGAAAUCAAAAAUCUAACAUGUGAAACAUUUCGAGGAGAUUUAAAAAAUGUGCCAUGUCGCAAACCAUUGGUUGCUACAACUAAUAGCAAGGAGCCUAAUACAUUGCUUAUGUGGGAAAAAUUUCACAAGAAACCCUUAGAAAUUGGAUGUCGAUUAGUUCGUGGGGAAUCUUGUAUAAAAUACUCUUACAUUUACAACCAAGCUGUCGAAAACAUUACGUAUAUGUGCGCCAAAGCUAAUGUCUCCAAUGGAUGUUACACUCAAAAAUACUCUACCGGACGCGAGGUGGAAGUGUGCGUUUGCGAAUCAAGUGCUGGAUCAGCGCCAUGUUUUACAUCGACUGCCGAAUCAAUACUGAAUCAAAGUAUAGCAACAAUUGUUUUUUCAAUCAUUUUUCUAGCAACAUUUUUAAGCUUUAAUAUUUAAAAAAAAAACACACAC